GUGCGUUGAUGAAAGAUGAGAGGACGGCCAUUGCUGCGGCUGUGAAUGUCGUCCUCUACCGUUGUCUUGUGGAGAGAACCGCGGGGAAGAUGAAAGUUGCUGCUCAUGUGUGACGGAAGAUGACGGCACUACAGAGCAGCGGUGAAGGCUUGGACUUGGCUACAGUUUCCGACGUCGUCCUCCAGGUGUGCUACGCGUUGGGGAGCGACGCAUUUCCGAGGGCGACUCCACAUUGGUGGAUGAAGCGGCGGACGGGAGGCACGUGGGAGGACCUGCGGCAAACCGACGACGCCACCGACAAGUACUUCAGAGACAAGCUCCGAAUGUCGCCAUGUGUCUUCCGUGAAAUCGCGGAAACACUUUCUCCAUACCUGCAACGGCGUGUGACGUUUUACAGGGAGCCGUUGCAGCCUGACCACAUCGUGGAGUACGCUCUCUACAGGUGGGCGUCGGGUGAGACGUACGACAACGGAACGUGCAGCUUCGGUAUAGGGAGGGCUUCUGACAUCACGGCGGUGCGAGACGUUACCGCCACCUUGCUUGCAGCGUACCCGGACAAGAUUUCGUGGCCCACUGGCUUGCAGAAGGCCGUCGUGUUGCGCGCCUUCGCAGACAAGGGAUUUCCAAAUUGCCACGGGUGCAUCGACUGCACCCACAUCUACGUCGACAAACCCGCCAACGCGAACGGGGAGGACUACUGUGAUCGGAAGCGGCGAUUUUCUGUGCAGGCGCAAGUUGUCGUGGACUUGAAUUUGCGUGUACUGGACACCUUCGUGGGUUACCCUGGCAGCGUGCAUGACAUGAGGAUGUUGCAUCUGUCCAGGUUGUGGGAGCGAGCGAAGCGUGGAGAACUUUUCACUGGGCCGCAUGUCAUGCUGCCGUUCGGCGUCUAAACGAAUGGAUACUUGCUUGGCGACAACGGCUAUCCCCAGUCGGAAUGGAUUGUCGUCCCUUAUGGAGGUCUCGCGCAGCACCCCGU
Messenger RNA from Chara braunii, 979 nucleotides. The record is from the annotation of a GenBank genome assembly. Lineage: Eukaryota; Viridiplantae; Streptophyta; Charophyceae; Charales; Characeae.